GUUAGGAUUAGUUGUUGACACCUAGCUAAUGGGGGUGUUGUCAUGGUUACAGAAGCUGUACAUAGUGUGUGAUGUGGCUCUGUUCGUCAUCGUCAACAAGAGCACCGCCUGUCACCUGGAGGCUCCCAAAGACCCCAUCCUGCCUGCUAACUUCUUCCUGCCCCAGGACAAGGAGUUUGUGAACGAUAAGGACUACCUGACCUCAGACAUCAGGCAGAUGCUGCUCACAGGCAAGCCCAAGCCCAGCCCUGUGCUGGCAGCAGUGAACAAACCCCUGACAGUGCCUGGCAGGAGAGUCUACACCAAGACCUCUGACCCAGCCAGCAACACCAGCUCUCCCCAGCCCAGCCUCCCCCCGCCCUCAAGACCAGGGAAGCUGGGGUGGAGUUGGAGAGCGGAGCGAGGAGAACGAGGAGAACCCUGUCAUCAAGCCUCAGGAGGAGAAGAAGGUGGAGGUGGCCCAGAAGGUGACCUCUGACCCCACAACAGGAGCGUCUCCCGCCAAACGCCGCGGCCGACCACCUAAGUCUGCUGCCACGGCACCAUCUCCCCUGGCAUCAGAGAAAGAGAGCGGGACGGGGGGGCGGGGGCCGGGAGAGGCAGGAAGAGGGCUGUACCCAGCCAAGACCCCGCCUCUGACCCUGCAGUUGAGCCAAUUAACAUCAAGAUACCAAAACAGCAGCAGCAGAGAGAGGACGGGACAAAGAGACAAAUAGACC
This is a messenger RNA of Osmerus eperlanus (European smelt), 719 nucleotides long. RefSeq names its product sister chromatid cohesion protein PDS5 homolog A-like. The record is from RefSeq and is a predicted model, not a curated record. NCBI's taxonomy places the organism in Eukaryota, Metazoa, Chordata, Actinopteri, Osmeriformes, Osmeridae. The transcript is spliced from 5 exons. Bases 29 to 478 code for a protein of 149 amino acids.